Schistosoma rodhaini is the source of this 498-nucleotide messenger RNA. The record is from the annotation of a GenBank genome assembly. Lineage: Eukaryota; Metazoa; Platyhelminthes; Trematoda; Strigeidida; Schistosomatidae.
AUGACGAGUUUAAUACACCCGAAUGGGAAGAUGUCUUUGUAUUAUGAUAACAUUCCUACGAAAAUUGAGCAAAAUAAGUUGCGAUCGCUAAUCUAUGGAACAAUAGGAUGUGAAAAUGGUCACAGAGAUCAUGAGAUACCUGUUCCAGCAAAAUGGAUUGAAAGUGGUACAUUGGUGGAGUUUGAAGUCAUCGGAAAAAUUUGUUCGCAAUACAAUACAAGUGAAAGAUGUCAAAAUGCAACGACAUCGAACAUGACAUGUAUAUGGUGUGAAAAAGGGAACGCAUGUAUAGAAAGUAACGAUCAGAACACUCAUGACAUGAAAGUGAAGGACUGCCGUGUUGAGAAUACGUCUACCGGAACAACGGAAGAAAAUAAACCACACAAGUCAUAUUGGUAUCUAUACGUUGUAAUUCCUUUGGCCACCUCUCUGUUUCUUAUGUGUAUCGGUUACAUAAUUUGGAGAUGGUUGCUAAGAAGAAAGAAAAGUGGUAAAUGA